UCCUUCCACCUCUAUCAUCUGGUAUCUAUUCGAUACAGCCAUUCCUUCCACCUUUCAGACCACUUUCGCAACAAUGGCAACCCCCAUCGUCACGCCCGCAACGCUCCGUCUCCCAUUUACGCCUCGCGCAGGGUACACUCCAUCAGCUCCUGCUAUCAUCCUCCCCCCUUCUUCCCCACAUGCAGCCGCCUCUGCUAAUCCCGGUAAGCCCUUUCACAUCUCCUAUCACCAUCUGCAUACAUUGAUUCUGGACUUGCAGGAUCAACUUGCUGGAUUGGGUUUGCAGGUCGGGGACGCGGUCAGUAGCUCGUUGGGUAAUGGAGUGGAGUUCGCAAUCGCCUUUCUUGCUACUGGAUGGCAGAGGCUGAUUGCAGCUCCCCUGAACCCGGCCUAUACCCAAAGUGAAGUCGAAUUUUACCUCGACGACACAAAGUCCAAGGUGCUCCUGGUUCCCUCUGGCUCCUUCUCUUCCACCUCUCUAAGCACUCCUCCCACCGUCUCUGCAGCCAAGAAGCUCAAUAUCCCCGCCUAUGAGAUCGUCUUUGAUCCAACCGCUAGCGACGGCAAGGGUGCCAUCUUCCUCAAGGAUGCCAGUGGAAAGAUCCUUCCCAAGGUCGGAGCGGAAAAGCGUGAACCGCAGGAACAGGACACGACGCUUGUAUUGCAUACUAGUGGUACGACAGGAAAGCCAAAGGGAGUGCCCUUGACGCAUGCUAAUCUGGUUGCGACGAUGGAGAAUAUCAUUAGGACGUAUGAUCUUACUGGAAGGGACAGGACCUUCCUGGUCAUGCCAUUAUUCCACGUCCACGGCAUGCAAGCCGCCUUCCUCUCUACGCUCCUCUCUGGAGGCGCCGCGGUGAUCCCACCCAAGUUCUCCGCCUCAACAUUCUGGUCCGAGCUGACCCUCACGCGCUGUACCUGGUACACUGCCGUGCCCACCAUCCACUCUAUGCUUCUCUCUUCCCCUCGUCCAAGUACUCAGCCACCCUUGCGCUUCAUUCGCAGCUGCUCCUCCUCGCUCGCACCGAGCGUAUUCCAUGCUCUCGAGGAGGCUUUCAAGGCGCCUGUGCUCGAGGCAUACGCCAUGACAGAGGCCGCGCACCAGAUGACUUCCAACCAGCUCCCCCACAAGGGCGAGCGCAGGCCUGGCUCCGUGGGUAUUGGCCAAGGCGUCGAGGUGCGCAUCAUCGGUACCGACGACAAGACUGUACCUACUGGUGGAGAGGGCGAGGUGUGUGUGAGGGGCAAGAAUGUCACCAAGGGCUACCUCAACAACCCAAAGGCCAAUGCCGAGUCCUUUGUGCACAACCCUCCUGCGGGUCACGAGGACAACAAGGGCUUCUUCCGGACCGGCGACCAAGGCAAGCUCGACGAGCAGGGCUAUCUGGUCCUCACUGGUCGCAUCAAAGAGUUGAUCAACCGUGGUGGUGAGAAGCUCAGCCCGCUGGAAAUUGAUGCGGCUCUGCUCAAGGUCAAGGGAGUCAAGGAAGCAGUAAGCUUUGCCGUCGAGGAUGCCACGUAUGGACAAAAGGUGGGAGCGGCAUGUGUGGUGGAAAGUGGAGUGACGGAGGAUGCGAUCAAGAAGGAAUUGGCGGGUAGUCUAAGCAAAUUCAAGAUCCCAGAGAAGAUCUACCUCGUCGACGCCAUCCCAAAGACGGCCACGGGCAAGAUCCAGCGCAGGCAAGUGUCCGCACAGAUGACUGCGAGCGACAAGCCCAAGCUGUAGUAGGUAGGCCGGGCGUCCAGCAUAUCCAAUCCAGAUACGAACGAGCAAGUGAUCACCUGUUCUUUCUCGCCUGUGUCCUCCGUUGCACGUGUGCCCUGUUCUCAUCCACCAUAUCGUAGCAAUCUGCUCCUUCUUGGUCAAUGCAAUGAAUGCAAUCGGAGCUUCAUUUUG
Molecule: messenger RNA, 1897 nt
Organism: Microstroma glucosiphilum
Lineage: Eukaryota; Fungi; Basidiomycota; Exobasidiomycetes; Microstromatales; Microstromataceae
Product: putative PCS60-AMP-binding protein, peroxisomal
Exons: 4
Coding region: 74-1726 (550 amino acids)
Biological process (GO): fatty acid metabolic process
Molecular function (GO): medium-chain fatty acid-CoA ligase activity
Source: RefSeq, a predicted model, not a curated record